GCCAGUCUAGCAUUCUGUUUCCAAGAGUGAUCUGCGAGAUGUUUUGGGGGAACUCACAACAACCCAGGCACAGAGGCGGUGGCCCUGUAUUUAUGUUAAUCCUCAGCAUCUGACAGAGUAGGGCUUGGAACCACAGGCGCAUAUACAUGAAUAAGCACACCUUUUAAAAAAAUAGUACCAAAAUGACACCUAGUGAACAUUUGUGCACAUAUACACACGUGCUUCACCAUACAGGUAUUAACCAAUAGGAGCCUUCAACAGUCCUACAUGUAUUGCAACAGCAGUAGCUUCUUGGAAUUGGUCUGGGUAUCCCGAAGUGCAGCCUGAAAUAUUGCAAAAGUCUACGAAACCAGUUAAACCAGAGAGGUUAUUGCAUUGCAGAAAAAGAUACCAUGUGGACCUCAGGGAAUGACCUGUGAUUCUGCCAGUCCCAAAAGAUGCCUGCUAUAAACAACAAACCAAAGUGAGAAGAACCAAAGGAUUACAGAAGCCACCUUGACCAUGGGAAAGGCAAAGUUCAAAUUUGAAUAAACCAACUGAAGACAAUGUCCACCACCGUCACCACCACGCCGGCUCUAUGACAGGACAAGCUUUGCCUGGGGUGAAGGGAGGAGAAAGCCACCAGCGGCAGCACACCAGCAAGGAGAGGGGAGAGAGGCUGGAGGCGACAGAAAGAUGCUGAGCCCCCUCCAGAAAUGUGGUUCUGAAGGAUGCCUCUUAGACUGCGACUUUCUACCCUGGCACCGGAGCGCCCUCCGCAAGCGGCACUCGAGUUGCGAGGAGCCUGAGCCAGAGGAUGACCAUAAGGACCGGAGUAAGGAAAAACCAUGCCCCCCAAGCAUCUGUUUAGAGGCUCCAGACUCAGACAACUGCCUCCAGAUCCCACUUCAGGACCCCGGAGGGGUGUGGCGAUGCCGCAGCGAGGGACGUCUGGACCAGAACGAGGCUCCCAUUCAAGGGGAUAUAGAGUUGGGGGACAAAACAGGAAGUGGGUGGAGUUUGCCAUCCCCCAAAUCCCUGAGGAAAGAACGUCACCCAAGAGGCAGAGUUGCAGCAGCGAAAGAGCACCUGAGAAACCUUUUUGGAGGAUCAAAUAAAUCUCUGGGAUCCAGCGUGGAAUCUAAUUUGGGGUCAGAUUGUGACAGCAGCCACCAAGCACGGACAAAGCAAAAACAAUGCCGCAGGAGAAAUAAAAGAAACUUCUUAAGGUUAUGGAGCUCAGGGAGUCCAGAAACCCAGUCACUAAGACCAACUCCGGAGGAGGCCCAAGAAUGGGCUGAAUCUCUGGAAAAACUAUUGCUUCAUCCAUAUGGUCGGAGUGCUUUUCAUUCUUUCCUGGAAUCAGAAUUCAGUGAAGAGAACCUGGACUUCUGGAUGGCAUGUGAAGACUACCGUAAGCUCCGAGGCUGUGACAAGCUUCAGGACAAUGCCAGAAAAAUCUAUGAUGAAUACGUCACCAUCCAGGCUCCCAAAGAGGUGAACCUUGAUUCCCAGACCAGAGAUGUUACCAACCGGAACAUUUUGCUCCCCACCCGCAGUUGCUUUGAACAGGCACAAAGGCGUAUUUUUGGCCUGAUGGAGAAGGACUCGUACCCCAGAUUCCUCCGCUCCCCAGUUUAUCAAGCACUAGUUCAGCCAAAUGGACAGGAUCCCAAUGGGGCCAUGUAAACCCCACCAGUCUAGGAAAGAAGAGCCUCGAGAAGGGGCUCUUCCUCUGGCUUGUGCUGGGCCCUUUAGACUGUGCACACCUGAAAAAGAAGCAAGAGAUUGACUGACUUGGUUCUCUGAGGACCAUGACCAACACUGGGCAAACAGGGGACCGAAAUAGUUCCAAAGUGAAUUAGCUUGCAGAAAGUUUGGAGCGAGCAGAUGUUUUUGAAUCUAUGUAAAAAGAGUAGAAUUAUAGAAUCACAGACAAGGCAGUGGGUGUCCGUGAUCACCUGUUACAAACAUGGAAUACAAUGUUAUGCAUGUAGUUUGGCAUCCUGAGAUGCUUCCCUGCUAAGAGAAGGAAGACACUGAAGAAAAGAAGCUAUUUUACUGAAUCCCCAGCAGGGUAGGAGCUCAGUCCUUUUACUCCAUCUCAGUCCGUGGCGUGAUGAUAGCAGGGACUGUGCAGCUGGAACUAUGAACAGCAUGGAACUCACCUUAGAGAACUACCUAGGAGUGUUUGUGCUCAGGCCUUGGAGCCCUCUUGAGAUGUGAAAAGGAAUCCUGAUGUCUAACAUUGCCCUUAUGAUUGGCAGGCAGCACAAAGGCUCUGGAUUGGCCAAGCCUGGUGUAAGUGCCAGGAGCCAGACGUUCUGCCUUCUCCUGGUAAACAAAGCAGUGCCUUCAACAUGCUGUACUUUGGGCUUCAAGCCCCCUGGUUGCAGCAACUGACCCUGAACUGGAGAAUGUACCCACAAGUUUUUGGUACAGCCAUCCACAGAUUCAGCCUAGCCCUAAGAUGAACCCAGCUAAUGAUUAAACUCUGUUAGGGUUUAUUUUUUGCAAAUGUAGUAGGAUAAUUUUCCUGGUGAUCUUUCCUCUCAAAAUGUUGACUUUAUAGCAUGCGCUAGUUUGGAAACAUCAUUAUUCACUGUGCCACCAGGAGGCGCUGCAUGUCUACCGCUUAAGCUCAUCCUGGGCUUUGGAAGCAAUAGCUGGCACCAGGAUGUCUGUCUCCAUCUCUCUGUCUUUCUCUGUCUCCUCUCUGGGCUCUAUACAUGGUGCACAGCAAAUAUGAAUUCUGCAUGUGCACUGGAGCAUGUACACUGAUGUUUCCUGUGGAUGACAUUCAUGUGUAUACAAUAA
Eublepharis macularius is the source of this 2796-nucleotide messenger RNA. Its product is annotated as regulator of G-protein signaling 2-like. The record is from RefSeq and is a predicted model, not a curated record. NCBI's taxonomy places the organism in Eukaryota, Metazoa, Chordata, Lepidosauria, Squamata, Eublepharidae. The coding region runs from base 676 to 1668 and encodes 330 amino acids. The transcript has 9 exons.